UUUUGGAAAAAAAUUGUUUUGAGUAGAGAAAUAAGGUUCUGACGUGCUCCAGAAGAAAAAAUUGAGUCGCUGCAGUGGUUGAAUUGAUAAAAAAAAAUGAUCUAAGCAGUUUUUGCAUUUUACCCCUGAACCGAAUCGUAGACUUGAGCAAAACCGUCCGUAAAAACAGGUUAAACCACUACCUCCAUCACGGAAAACCACCGCCUUCAUCGUUGUAAAGUUCGCUGAUGAUUGGUGGAAUUGGAAUCAACUCGGAGUCUUUCUACAUUCUUCUAAGCGGUUUUGGAUUUGUACAAGGGUGGUUUCUGACAAUGUCUACGAGUUGGUUUAAGGGCCUGACACGGUUUAAGGUAUUUCGACGUUAAUCGUCGAAAUCGAAUCAAGCGCAGCAGAGGAAUCCUAGACAGCAACAAUCCAGCUGUUGAGUUGUAUACCACAAUGAACAUAACUCUUUUCCAAGCUCCGAGCACUGUACAUGUGGUUACUAUCCUGGAAGUCGAGCACUUAACAUAGCUCAUCGAAUUGAAAUGGCUGAGGCGAUACUUUCCGAAUUGGCGCGAAAAUCUCGAGAAAGCACUAAACAUAGUACAGGUGCCUCCUCAAGUGGUCUCAAUAGGGUUUCGGAGAACAAUAGGGUCCAUGUCAGGAGGGAUAGCAUUCAAAUCCGAAAAAAGCGAAAAGGGAAGACAGAGGAGCAAGAUUCGCCUAAACAAAGAAAAAAGGUGGAUGCCAAGAACUUGGAAUCGAAUCUUUCGUUCACAAGUUUCCUGAGAUGCUGCCUAAUUUCGUAGAGUCCACAUAUAUGCGGCAGCUGAACUGAGGUUCGAUUGGUGUUCCGAUUAUAGCGCAUCUAAAAUGCUUUGGCUUACUGCCUCCGGGUCGGCUGAAUCGUGCCACGACAGGCAUAUAGUGGAAUUCUCACUUCACGCAAUUGGGGUCCGUGAGUUUGUUUUGCAGCUAGCUACGUGUGAAGCUGCUUCAUGGCGGUAAUACAUCUGAACUGGCGCUGUGAUCCUUCAAUCUGGUGCGCGGUAGGCGUGAACAGGGCUAGGCGCAAUCCCAGGUGAUGCUGUAGCCGGGAAGGAGACAUUUGAAGGAAAUAUGGAGAAAAAUUUGUGAUCGAUUGUUUAGGUCUUGUGAUGUUGAAGGGAGGGAAAUGGUCGUUUCAAUGUUUUUGAGCAGAUCGAUUCUUCGUUGAGUCGAUUCGCUUAUAGCUUCACGUGAGGAAGAGCUAGAGCCUGAAUUUCUCGAUAAUUGUCAAUCUCAAGGGCGUAGACGUGGAUUUGAAUCGAAAGAAUUUCUGCGGGUUUUAGCGCGCAGACAGGAGGGAGGAGUUAAACUAUCCUUGAGGACGAGAGACAUGGCACAGGCAGUGGGAUUGGGAAGAUUACCAGCCCCUCUCUCGGAGGAGAAUAAAGCAUGGAUGACGAAUCAACUGGAAAGCUACAGCACAUGGCAAAUGAAUGCGGCGGGCUUAGGCCGAGCGUUGUAUAUCCUAGCAGCAGUAGUGUUUUCUGCAGUUGUAUGUUUUGAGCAGUACAGCAAGAGGAAAGAGAGGUUGUCGAAGGUGCCACCCGGGCCUUUCCAGUGGCCAUAUCUGGGAAGCCUUCCAUACCUGAUCCGAACUGUAGGUUUAAGAUCCUCGACCAGAUUACGGGAGAAGAUUACUGAGCUUGCAAUGAAGCAUGGGCCUCUCAUGUUUCUGCAAAUCGCGGAUACGCAAAUUGUGGUCGUUUCGAGCGGUAAAAUUGCCAAAGAGGUGCUGGUUGCGCAUGAUGCAGAGUUUUAUUUUCGGCCGCGAUGCUUAGUGGGGAAAUACUUAGGAUUCGAUUCCACGAACAUGGCAUUCGCCGAAGGCAGGAACCAUUGGCGUCUGCGCCAGCUCUGCGACAAACAUCUCUUCUUGCCUGAAUGUUUCGCCUCUUAUGGCCACGUUCAAAAACAAGAAGCGGAGAAAAUGCUGCACUCUGUCUGGGAGGCCACCAAGAGAGGAGAAAACAUAUCUGUUCGACACACAGUUAUCACCUUUGCGCGCAACAGUUUGUGUAGGAUGCUGCUGGGGACAGCUCAUUUAGACAUCGAGAAUACAAGCCUGGAGUUUAAUAAGGAGACCUUGAUCACUUUGCUGGAUGAGGCCUUUGCUGUGGCGGGUGAAACGACGCUCAUCGAUUUGACGCCUGGGCUGAAUUGGCUAGAUUUUCAUGGUCGAGAGCAGAAAAUGAAGUACUUGCGUCGACGGUUGGAAAAAUAUUUUCAAGAGAUUCUUGAUGAUCGUUCACAGCGCUUGGACCGAAGUGAACCUGAGGCUUUUGUGGAUGUUUUGCUAUCUCUGGAUGAGGACAAGACACUCUCCGACGAAGCCAUGAUGGGUGUUCUCUUGGAUACAUUGGUAGCGGGCACAUAUUCAAUCAGUGCCUCUGUAGAAUGGGCUCUUACAGAGCUUGUUCGUAACCCUACAAUGCUUGAGAAUGUCCAAAAUGAAAUAACUCAAGUUGUUGGCCCGCAUCACAUUGUGGAAGUGACGGAGUUUUCUCAGCUUUCUUACUUUCAGGCAAUCGUGAAAGAGACACUCCGUCUUCACCCAGCGAUGCCCAUGUCAAUCCCCCACAUGAAUAAGGUGGCAACUCCUCUAUCUUCAUAUGAAAUUCCUCCAAACACAUCUGUGGUAGUUGACUACGCAGCAAUAGGACGUGAUUCUGAAAUAUGGCCGAAUCCACUUGAUUUUGACCCGAGGCGGUUCACAGACACAGACGCAGCAUCUCAAAUCGACUCAUUCAAAUUUUUGCCCUUCGGGUAUGGUCGUCGUGUAUGCCCCGGGGCAAACCUUGGACUUCGUUUACUGCAACUGGGUUUGGCUCACCUCGUCCAAGGCUUCGACUGGAUCCCAAUCGAAGGGCAGCUCCCUCACGACAUCGAUAUUAAGGAGUCUUCUGGGGCCAUUUGUUUUAAGUCUACACCGCUGAUCUUGAGAGCCAUUCCACGACUAGCUAGCACCUUGUAUGAGAUUUAAACAGGAAGACGUAACCAUUUUCACCAUUCUGAUCCUCAUGAGGCUUGGGCGCAGCCACUCAUCUCUGUGGUAGAACGUCGGUAACGAUGGAUUCUUUCCCUUUCCAAUUCCUCAACAAUCCAGAACCAGCUCUGCAAUUCUGACCUUCAUGCACUUUACAUAGGGAGAGUUUUCAGAGAAACAUUCAUAGCCUAGUUUUGAACUCUUGGGGUGUCACCUUCCAACUAUCCCGGGUGGCUCUAACUUGAUCGUGGAACUGGAACCUGAUGAACAGGUAGCACAAAUAUACGUGCUAAUACCUGUACGCAAAUCGAAAAAGUCAUUAUUGUUAUGUUGGAUUUUUCCUCGUGCAAAAUCGGGCUACGAUGCGGAGUGGAGAAUGAGGUUUCUGAUUA
Physcomitrium patens is the source of this 3405-nucleotide messenger RNA. RefSeq names its product flavonoid 3'-monooxygenase. Gene Ontology annotation, molecular function: iron ion binding; oxidoreductase activity, acting on paired donors, with incorporation or reduction of molecular oxygen; heme binding. NCBI's taxonomy places the organism in Eukaryota, Viridiplantae, Streptophyta, Bryopsida, Funariales, Funariaceae. The record is from RefSeq and is a predicted model, not a curated record.